CCAACUGUACCCGAUAUGUCUACUCCAGUUUCUCAGCUGGAUACGCAGUUUACAGACACACAGAACAAAACACCUACAACCUCAGUGGGUAAACAUGGUGACGGUGGCAAGAACAUGCCGACCAAUACAAACGUCACUCCUAAAGCAACACCACACAUGGAUCCUGACGCGCCGAUAUUUGAUGCGACUCCGCAAAUCAAGUCUACUGGCGGCGUACAACAAGUGGCAGAAACAGACUUGCCUGACAGUGGUCCAUGCUUUGAUCAGACUCCAUCUGAACAUGUUUAUGUUGAAACCGAUCCAGCUACAAACACUCCACAGGUUGGCCAGACUUCUCUUGAUUCGGAGAUGCAAACUGUGUUAGCUCUACGCGAAUAUUUGUGUGGUCUGCAAUCUGACACCGGCAGGACCAUAAUAGAUUAUGGUGAAUAUUCAGCGACAUGUUCUGACAUAUAUGAAUCUUUUGCCGAUGGGAAGUGUCUCGACAAUGGAUUCAUGCAGUGUUUCAUCCAAUGUGUUAUUCAUGAUGCAAAAAAUCAGCAGACUUCCAUGGGUUCGAACAGUUUGGUUCUUGAUGUUAAUGUUGGGUCAAUACUCAACUUUGAGGAACAGGAACGACACAGUCGCAAUCCUCAACCUUUUGAUGAAUCUGUACUUCACACACUUCUAGACAAUUCAUUGCCUGAGACAGAUGAGUUGGACCAAUGCAAAGCGAUCAUGGUCCCCAUGGUAAGCAGGGGGCAUUGGACAUUGUAUGUUGUCAACAAGGUCAAGAAGUGGCAGAAAGUUACCCUGGGCUAA
Zea mays is the source of this 801-nucleotide messenger RNA. RefSeq lists its product as uncharacterized. The record is from RefSeq and is a predicted model, not a curated record. NCBI's taxonomy places the organism in Eukaryota, Viridiplantae, Streptophyta, Magnoliopsida, Poales, Poaceae. The coding region runs from base 16 to 801 and encodes 261 amino acids. The transcript is spliced from 9 exons.